Fundulus heteroclitus (mummichog) is the source of this 3682-nucleotide messenger RNA. It is a transcript of the gene canx, whose product is annotated as calnexin. The record is from RefSeq and is a predicted model, not a curated record. Gene Ontology annotation, cellular component: endoplasmic reticulum; endoplasmic reticulum membrane. Gene Ontology annotation, molecular function: calcium ion binding. The transcript is spliced from 16 exons. Gene Ontology annotation, biological process: protein folding. Bases 124 to 1950 code for a protein of 608 amino acids. Lineage: Eukaryota; Metazoa; Chordata; Actinopteri; Cyprinodontiformes; Fundulidae.
AAACGACUCACCCUGCGUCCUGCUGGCCAAUCAGCGUCCAGGGAAGGCGGCGUUUCCUCUGUCAUUCCCCCACGUGACCCUCCUCAGUAGUUCCCAGGCGGUCACAUCGCGGAGCUGGAGAUUAUGCAUCAGAAGGUCCUGUGGUUCGCUCUCCUGGCGGCGGGCCUCCUCUUCCUCGCCAUGGCGCCCGUCUCUCAGGCUCAGGAUCCGGACGAAGACGCGGACGUGGAGGACGACUUGGAUCUGGGCCUCGCCGGAGCCGAGGAAGAUGAGGAGCUAGAGGGAGACGAAGAGGACGACGCCCCGCCCGCCUCCGCAACGCCCGCUGCACCGAAGGUGACCUACAAAGCUCCAGAACCGAUGGGGGAACACUUCUUUGCCGAGUCCUUCGACCGCGGAACCCUGGACGGGUGGGUUCUGUCCAAGGCGAAGAAGGACGAAGCCGACGAAGAGAUCGCCAAGUAUGACGGUAAAUGGGCCGUGGAGGAGAUGAAGGACAGCAAGCUGCCGGGGGACAAAGGUCUGGUUCUGAAGUCCAGAGCCAAACAUCACGCCGUCUCCGCCCAGCUGCUGCGGCCGUUCUCCUUUGACGCCAUGCCGCUCAUCAUCCAGUACGAGGUGAACUUCCAGUCCGGCAUCGACUGCGGCGGCGCCUACGUCAAGCUGCUGAGCCAGACUCCGGACCUGGACCUGGACCAGUUCGUGGACAAGACUCCGUACACCAUCAUGUUUGGACCCGACAAGUGUGGCGAGGAUUACAAGCUGCACUUCAUCUUCAGACACAAGAACCCCAGAACCGGCGAGUACGAGGAGAAGCACGCCAAGAAGCCCGACGCUGACCUGCGCUCCUACUUCACCGACAAGAAGACGCACCUGUACACGCUGGUGGUCAACGCCGACAACAGCUUUGAGGUCCUGGUGGAUCAGACGGUGGUGAACAGCGGCAGCCUGCUGACCGACGUGACGCCGCCCGUCAACCCCCCCGCUGAGAUCGAGGACCCGGACGACCACAAGCCGGAGGACUGGGACGAGAGGCCCAAGAUCCAGGACCCCGACGCCGUGAAGCCCGAAGACUGGGACGAGGACGCUCCUGCUCAGGUUCCCGAUGAAGACGCGGUGAAACCAGACGGCUGGCUGGACGAUGAGCCGGAGUACAUCGGCGACCCGGACGCCAUCAAACCCGAUGACUGGGACGAGGACAUGGAUGGAGAGUGGGAGGCCCCCCAGGUGCCCAACCCCGCCUGUGAGACCGCCCCCGGCUGCGGCCCCUGGAAGCGGCCGAUGAUCGACAAUCCCAACUACAAGGGCAAGUGGAAGCCCCCCAUGGUGGACAACCCUAACUACCAGGGCAUCUGGAAGCCGAGGAAGAUCGCCAACCCGGCUUACUUUGAGGACCUGCAGCCGUUUAAGAUGACGCCGUUCAGCGCGCUGGGCCUGGAGCUCUGGUCCAUGACCUCUGACAUCUUCUUCGACAACUUCUUCAUCACCAAUGACCGCAACACCGCCGAGCGCUGGGCCACCGACGGCUGGGGGCUGAAGAAGGCAGCGGAGGGCGCCGCUGAGCCGGGCCUGGCAGCUCAGAUGCUGAACGCUGCAGAGGAGCGUCCCUGGCUCUGGAUCGUCUACGUCCUCACCGUGGCUCUGCCGCUCGUCCUCAUCGUGGUCUUCUGCUGCACGGGCAAGGAUAAGAAGAAGAGUCCAGCGAGCGCUGCAGAAUACAAGAAGACAGACGAAGCUCAGCCUGACGUGGUGGAGGAAGAGGAGGAAGAGGAGGGAGAGGAGAAGGCUGAAGAGGCCAAGAGCAGUUCUGCCGCAGAGGACAAAAGUGAUGAAGAGGAGGCUCCUGCUGAGGAAGAGGAUGGAGAGAAGGAGGCCACAACAGAUGAGAAAGAGGACGAUAUUCUGCGGAGAUCUCCCAGGAGCAGGAAGAGAUUAACUGAGAUUCACUAAAACUUCCUGCAUCAUUCCGACCUGCGGGCCGACGGUCCUCCUGCUCCACCAAUCAGCAGCCUGAUCAGUUAACGGGAAAGGCGGCCCUGCUGGACGACAACCCGGCUGCUAACCAGCCCACAGAUAAUUAACUUAAACCAACUAACUACUAACAGGUCCCAGAGUUUCUGAGUUAGUCUGCUAGCUGCCUAAUGAACCCAGAACUUAGUGGUUGGAGGAUUUUUAAACUGGGAACACUCCGACUUUUUUCCAUGUGUCUGUUUUUGUGCUGUUGGUAACCGGCUGUUAACCUCUCAGUGUUCCUGCUCCUGAAACAUCUUGUGCGCUCUGUGGGUCAGACGGAGAGUCGGGAAGCUCAGGGAACACCAGGAUGUGACUCUGCAGCAGCAGGCUGCCUGUUUCUGCCUCUUUCCACACCUUCUUCCCUCGGGUCAUUGUCACCAUUAGGUCAGACUGUCCUGCAGUCCCUGCCAACCACCAGAGGUGGCGCUAAAAGCCUUUAAAGCUGCUGCUGCUGGUCCAUCUUUGGUUGGUCCUGAGCUUCCACUUAAUUUAUUCAUGAUGUCACACUUGACCUCUCUCUCUCUCAUCCAAUGGCUGUACAACUUGGGAAAACGCUUAAAAUAAAAGUAGAGCCAAAUCAGAAAAAUUUCUAAUCUGUCUGAAACUCGCUGAAUAAAGAAACUCCUCGUCUGUCAUCGUCACGUCAACUCGCUUUAGUUCCCUUAAAGGGAUCUUUUUAAGCGGGGUUCUGUGCAGUAGCUCUCAGUAGUCAGUAUACAACCUGCAGCAGAUGAAUAAACGUGUCCAUUGAGCUGAAAAUGUCAUUUCAGAGCAACAAGAGUAAAAUAAACAUGAGUGGAAAAGUGAAACCUGAGGUCCAGAGCGUCUCUGAGGCUGAUUAACCUGCAACGUUUGGACUUCUUCACCAAACUGAUCUGUUGCUUGUCUUUUUAUUCCUGUGCAGUUGAACUGGAUUUCAAAAUCUUAGCUGAUUCCUUCUGUUUUACAUUAUUUUUUUUUACUAAGUGCUUCCUUGCAAACUCUAGACUUUGCUCAAACCUUAGGUGAGGACAGCUUCUAGACAUUUUCUAAACAGUUUUUGUUGAAGUUAAAAUAUUUGGAUGCGUCAGCCUGAAUUCUAACCAGUAGAUAUUCUCAUUCGUCUUCAGGUUUAUGUAGAAAACAUGGAGCAGAUCUCUGAAAGGGAUUCCACAUCUUGUGUCAAAUGUCUUGUUUUGUGUUAAGAAUCUCUUCAGUUUUGUUUCCUUUUUAAAGCUAUAAAAAUGUGGAUUAUGUUUUUAGAUUAAGCAGAAAAGCUGAGGUUGCUCCCUUGAUCAAACCUGAACCGAGUCACCUCAGUAAUCGGCUGCCGUCGCUGGUUGUUUACGGUGGUGGGGGGGUUCACAGCCAAACAAUGGAUCCUGAUUAAACGCCUGUUUUCUAAACGUCUGCUGGGAUUGGCCGGUUCUUCAGUUGAUCUGUCCUGUGAUUGGCUUCUCACCGAGCGUCCUCGUCUAAGUCCCCCUGUGGUCUGGAGGGUGGAUUGGGUCUCUGACUCUAAACUCAACACUGUAUCUGCUGCGUUUUAUUUCCUGCCAUGGUUUGGGACCGACUGGCUGCAGAAAGGUCCAACUGCGAAUGAAACACUGUGAUGACGGAGCCUGAUGUCGGCGUGCAUCAAUACGCAGUUAAUGUUUGUAUUGAAUAAAAAAGGCUGAAUGGAAACUAA